This is a messenger RNA of Pseudozyma hubeiensis SY62, 1692 nucleotides long. RefSeq lists its product as hypothetical. The record is from RefSeq and is a predicted model, not a curated record. Lineage: Eukaryota; Fungi; Basidiomycota; Ustilaginomycetes; Ustilaginales; Ustilaginaceae. The transcript is spliced from 3 exons. Bases 1 to 1692 code for a protein of 563 amino acids.
AUGCGCGGUCUUCCCGGAGGCCUAAUGCGUAUGGAAGAGAGACAGACUAUCCGAACGGAACAAGCGCAGAAGCAGUUGGACCUUGCCUCCGACGCUGUUGCCUCCUUUGCCGGCUGCAUCACCACCCUGAGAAGGCAGAACCAUGCUCUUCCAAACUGUGACGCUAGACGACGUUUACCAUCUCUGCUACCCUUGCACGACCAGCUCGACUCCGGCAGGUCUCACCUCUUUGUCGGUAUGGUUUCUCACACAUACUCUACACCAGCUACUUCUUUUGGAGAUGACCCCAUCUUUGCUCGCACCCACUUCCUCGGCCGUGUCGCUUCGGACGGCUCGGGUCUCGAGUACCAGCAUGAGCUCCUGAAGCGACGCAGCAGUCGGCACAGCGACUUCAACCGCUGGAGCGCCCAUUGGCUUACACCCGUCACCCCCGUCACGCAGUACGACAGCGAUGAUUCCAGCGACACGGACGAUGAUGUGCAUGACCGCGCUGUCCAGUACAAAUCGACACCUGCCCACCAUGCUCGCGGCCGAUCAUCGACGCUCCCGCUGCCAGAGGCUCCGUCAUCUUAUACCCCUGUCGAAAUGGCUCGCGCUCGUUCCAUGACGGCGCCUCCGUCCUCUGCUUCCCCCUCCUCGUCGGAGAGCCGUGCUCUGCGCAGCUCGAGGGCUACCGUGGGCUCUGAGUCUAAACUCAUGCCCCUGCGUCCUCUCAGCAUCGACACGGCUCAACCGCUCCGACUUGCUCCGCUUAACCUCUCCACCGUGACCAGCGACGAACCAUCGCUUCAGAUCGAGGUGCCCUCGCCUCUAGCAGCUGUGGGUCCAUCUCCAAAGACAUGCAGCCCGCCCGUGGUGCGUAUCGAGUGCUCCGAGUCCGACGGCUCCUGUCACGGCGACGCUGGAGAUCAAGAUCCCGAGGCUCAACUUGCCGCCGGUAUCAUUCGUCUUCGCGAGCAGCGUCGUUCCUCUCCUUCAAAGUCACAGCGCCGCGUCGGCUCUAAGCGUCGCCAAUCCGCCAAUCCGCCUCGAUCCACGUCCAAAGCAGAGUCCAAGACCAUCGAUGACACCGACUCGGACGACGCUCAGUCUCGGAUCAUCCGAAACCACGGCGGUAACUUCGUGCUGCGAUUGGCCGAGAUGGUGCUCGACUUCGGAUCGUCCGCGCUCGAGAAGCUCGUCGUGCCAAGCAGCCAAGACUCGCUCGACGACGACAUGACGCGGGCUCAACACUCUCCGAUCGAGCCUCGUCGACGUUCCUCCACAACGCCUAAGGAGCUCUCGGCCGAGGCUGGCGAGCUUCUGCGUCGUCGCCGGGAACGGGUCGGCUCUCACACCUCUACCGAGUCGUCGGUCGACGCUCAUGCACGCGCACAGGCCGCUCUGACGCGGUCCUGGUCUGUUCCCAAGCUGCUCAGCCUGCCACUCUUCAACCCGUCAGCCUCACUCCGAGCUCUCUCUGCCUCCACAGCCUCAACGCCGUCCACUCCCUCGGCCCGUUCCUCGCACCUGCAUCCCGGCUUCGCGUUCACAAGCGCGUCCGACGAAUGGAGCAAACACGAAGAGCUCAACGGCUUUGACCACGUCGCUACGCGCCUCAGCCGACAAAGCACCGAUCUCUCUGCUCGCUCUUUCGAAGACAUUGAGAUCAGACCAGAGGCAGACGCCGUGUCUCCCCUCUGGAGGCAGUAA